Penicillium angulare is the source of this 2079-nucleotide messenger RNA. RefSeq names its product acetoacetate--CoA ligase family protein. Gene Ontology annotation, biological process: lipid metabolic process. The coding region runs from base 1 to 2079 and encodes 692 amino acids. Gene Ontology annotation, cellular component: cytosol. The transcript has 2 exons. NCBI's taxonomy places the organism in Eukaryota, Fungi, Ascomycota, Eurotiomycetes, Eurotiales, Aspergillaceae. Gene Ontology annotation, molecular function: acetoacetate-CoA ligase activity. The record is from RefSeq and is a predicted model, not a curated record.
AUGCCACAUAUCGAUGAGAUUGUCGAUACGGAGGUGAAGGAGCUCUGGCGUCCUUCCGCGCCGGAAAAGACGCAGAUUUAUGAUUUCAUGAACAAAGUGAAUGAGAAACACUCGUUGUCUUUAAAUGAUUAUCAUGGCUUAUGGCAAUGGAGUAUUGCCGAGCCGGCUAAAUUCUGGGAAGAUAUCUGGCAUUAUACUGGAAUCAAAGCCCAUAAGCCAUAUGAUGAAGUUUUGAAGUCGGAGAAUUCACUUUUUCCGCGUCCUCAAUUUUUUGAAGGGAGCACUUUGAACUUCGCCGAGAAUCUCCUUUACCCGGCUACUUCGCCAGAUGAGAACUCUAUUGCUGUGAUAGGGGCUACCGAAGCAGAGCGCGAAUUUAUCUCAUGGAAAGAACUCAGAGAAAGAGUCCGUAAAUGUUCCAAUGCCCUCAAAAAAGCUGGUCUGCAAACUGGCGAUCGCGUGGCUGGAUUCGUUGGUAACCAUGCAAAUGCCGUGGUAGCAAUGCUGGCUGCAGCUUCGAUUGGUGCAUACUGGACCGGCGUGUCUCCAGAUACUGGCGUGCAUGCUGUUCUAGAGCGUCUCAAGCAAAUUGAGCCUAAGAUUCUGUUUGCCGACAACGCAUCACUGUACAAUGGCAAAGUUCAUGGAUCUCAUGCGAAGGUCCGAGAAAUCGCCUCAGAAUUGCCGAAUGUUGAAGUAUUGGUAGUCAUCGAGACGGCCAAGUCUCUCGACUUCAACCUUGAGGAAGUUCGACCGAAAAAUGGCAAGGCCGUCACAUACGGCACCUUUGAAGCUAGUGUUCAGAAUCAAGCAGCUCCCCUGGAAUUUGCGAGCCUGAGACCUGAUCACCCAGUGUACAUUUUGUACUCCUCUGGUACAACGGGUGCACCAAAGCCUAUUGUACAUGGAUCACUGGGGACAUUGUUGCAGCAUAAGAAGGAGCAUCUGCUUCACUGUGAGAUUCGACCCGGUGACCGGCUGUUUUACUUCACAACUACGACUUGGAUGAUGUGGCAUUGGCUUGUCUCUGGUCUAGCUAGCGGUGCGACUAUCGUUCUUUAUGAUGGAUCACCAUUCCGACCCUUUGAUAUCGAGGGAGGAAACGGGGAAAUGGCUAUGCCAAGGCUUAUCGACGAACUCAAGAUUACCCAUUUUGGUACAUCGGCCAAAUAUCUUUCUAUGCUGGAGCAAGCUGCUUUGAAUCCGCGAAAGCAUGCAAAUCGGUCUGUUUCUCUCAAGACACUCAGAGCUAUCUUUAGCACUGGAUCCCCUUUGGCGCCAUCGACAUUCGAAUACAUCUACUCUUCCGUUCACCAAGACAUAAUGCUGGGUUCCAUUACAGGUGGUACGGAUAUUCUAUCUUUAUUCUGCUCCGGAUGCCCUAUUCUUCCCGUAUACAAGGGAGAAAUUCAAUGUCGCUCGCUCGGAAUGGCCGUAUCUGUUUUCGACUACGCUGGAAAUGACAUUAGUGCGUCAGGCGAGCCGGGUGACCUAGUUUGCACAGUACCUUUUACCGCACAGCCGGUCAUGUUUUGGCCACCCGGCCCAGCAGGACUGGAGAAGUAUCGCAAGAGUUACUUUGAUGUGUUUGGUCCCUCUAUCUGGCACCACGGAGAUUUUGUACGUGUGAACCCCCAGACUGGUGGUGUGGUUAUGCUUGGUCGCAGCGACGGCGUUCUCAAACCAUCUGGUGUUCGUUUUGGCAGCGCCGAAAUUUACAACAUAUUGUUAAAGCAUUUUGCGGAUGAAAUCGAGGACUCGUUAUGCGUUGGCCGAAGACGCGAAGGUAUUGACACUGACGAAACGGUGGUUCUCUUCGUGAAGCUGGCUCCUGGUAGCACCUCAGAUGUCUCGAAACUGGCAGCGCAGAUUCAAGCUAUCAUCCGCAAGGAACUGAGCCCUCGUCAUGUUCCAGGAAUUAUCGAUGCCUGUCCCGAGAUUCCUGUGACCUCUAAUGGCAAGAAGGUUGAGAACGCGGUUAAGCAAAUUUUGUGCGGGCUAAACAUUAAGAUCGGUGCAAGUGUAGCCAAUGCUUCUUGCCUUGAUUGGUACCGCAACUGGGCUUCUGAGCAUCCAUAA